GCUCCAAAAUGGCGGAUGAUGAAGGAAACCUUUCUGCCAAGUCGCACAGAAAGAAACAAGCUGGGCCUAAAGCAGAGAAAAAGAAACAAAAUAAACACCCGCCAGAAGCUGCUAGUGCUGAGCGAAAUCGUAAGGCCUUCUCAUUCAAGUCGGCCGUUAGAGCAGCUCGCCAGUUUCGUCGAAAGCAAGAUGUUGAGACAAAGCGGCAUCACGAACCAGUUGUUGAUCGAACGCCACUAGAACCUCCACCAUACAUCAUAGCAGUGGUUGGACCACCCAGAGUUGGUAAAAGUACGCUCAUCAACUCACUACUGAAGAAUUUCACCCGUCAGCAGUUGUCUGAUGUGAAAGGUCCUAUUACGAUUGUGUCAGGAAAGAAGAGACGUCUCACUUUGAUUGAAUGUAAUAAUGACAUCAACUCUAUGAUUGACGUGGCAAAAAUUGCGGAUCUGGUUCUCCUCCUGAUUGAUGCUAGUUUUGGCUUUGAAAUGGAAAUUUUUGAAUUUCUGAAUAUCUGUCAAGUUCAUGGCUUCCCAAAGAUCAUGGGUGUCUUAACACAUCUUGACUUGUUGAAGAACAACAAAGCCCUUAAGAAGACCAAGAAGAAACUGAAAACUAGGUUUUGGACAGAAGUUUACCAGGGAGCAAAAUUGUUUUAUUUGUCGGGUCUAGUUUACGGCUCUUAUCCCAAAGUGGAGAUUCAUAACUUGGGAAGGUUUAUUGCUGUGUCAAAGUUUCGACCUUUAACUUGGAGAGUUUCACAUCCAUACAUCCUUGCCGACAGAAUGGAAGAGUUGACAGAUCCAGAACUUAUUCGUCAAAAUGCCAAAUGUGAUAGAAAGGUUUCCCUAUAUGGCUAUGUGAGAGGAGCACACCUACAACACAACUCCAGAGUCCACAUCAUAGGUUGUGGAGAUCACACUCUUGAAGAGAUCAGCCUCCUACCAGACCCUUGUCCUCUGCCAAAUGCAGAGAAGAAACGGUCACUGAAUGAAAAAGAAAGACUUAUAUAUGCCCCUAUGUCUGGAGUUGGGGGUGUUGUCUAUGACAAGGAUGCAGUGUACAUCGACCUUGGUGGAAGUCAGGCAGGGAAAGAGAGAACCAACCCCUCCACUCAGGUUGAAAAUCGACCAGGAAAUGAACUUGUGUCUUCUUUAAUUGACACAAAGCAGACAAUUGACAGUAAAAUGCAGACAAGUCAACUGACAUUGUUUAAGGAUGGUGCACAAAUAGCAGCUGAUGAAGUCAUUGAGGAUGACGACUACUCAAGACCCUCUGAGGAAAUUGUUGUGGAUGAGAAUGGUCGAAGGAGAAGGAAAGCUGUAUUUGGUGAUAAUGAAAAUGAGGAUGAUAAGGAGGAAGAUUGUGAAGAUGACGAAGUUAUUUCAGAUGAUGGUGAACAUAGUGAUGAGGAUGAUGACGACGACGAACGUGGUAAUGAUGAUGAGAAUGAUGGUGAUGGCAGUGACAUUGAUGAUGCUGUGGUAGAGAGUGACGAGGAGGAUGAAUUUAACGAGGAGGAGGAGGAUGAUGAAAUAGUUCUAAAGUUGAAUUCUAAACAUGCUAGACGAGAACUGUUGUUAAGGAAGCAAACGGCUUCGGAAAAAGGAACUGAAAAUGGCCGGGAAGGAGAUGAAUCACAAGAAGAUUCAGAGGAAGAAGACGAAGGAGAACAAGAAAAGGAGGAGGAGGAGGAGGGAGAGGAAGAACAUAAUGGAAGAGAAUCUGAAGAAGAGUACAAUUUUAAUACUAAUGAUAAUUCAAUGAAUGAUUCCGAAUCAGACUCAAUAGUUGAUUUUCCUUCUCUGAAGAGAAAGAGAAAACUUGAUGUUACAGAGAAAGGGAACCAAGAUCACGGUGUUAAAAAGAAGUUAAAAAAUGAAACAGGCUCUGUGAAACAAAAUGUGGUCAAAGGUGUUAAAGCUGAUAAGAAAAAUAAAGAACAGACUGAAAGGACUGGUGAUAAGCCAAGUUUAAUUGAUUCCAAUGUUGAAUCAGGAUCAAUUCUUGAAAUUUCAAAUGACAAAGAAAGUGGAGAAGAUAGUGAUGGUGAUGUCAAUAUAGUGAGCUAUGGUGACUCAGGUGAAGAUGCAAGCGAAGAUUCAGGAUCUGAAAUGGAAGAAGGUGCUCUGAAGUGGAAGGAAAAUCUAGCUCAGAAGGCAGCAGCUGCAUUUCUGCAGCGCCAGCGAGACACGCCAAAUAUACAGAAACUUGUUUAUGGGAUUGGUAACAUUGAUUAUAGAGAAGAUGAGGACAGUGAUGAAGACGCUAUCGGCGGAAUAUUUAAAUUGAAGUCCAUGAACGCUUCUGAAAGUAAAAGCGUUUUACACGACAGAGACUGCUCGCUUGAGGUUAUCACUACGCCGUUAAGGGAUUGGAGCCAACCGGAAGUGCUUCAGAGCAUCCGGGACUGUUUUGUGACGGGCAAAUGGAAAGAUUCUGAAGAUGCCGAGAUGCUCCUCCAGGGCGAUGAUACAAUUUCCGAUGAUGAAAUGUUCGGAGACUUUGAAGACCUGGAAACUGGUGAAGUGCAUACAGCUGACGACAAACACAACUCAGGGAGGGAGGGACAAGAAGAUGAACAGGAUGAAAGUGAAGAGGAGAAAACUGAUGGAGCUGAUAGGAGGAUGGAAAUGAAAAAGAAACAGAAGGCGGCUUUUGAUGCAACGUAUGAUGAAGGUGACGAAACCUCGUAUUAUGAUGAGCUCAAAGCGCAGAUGACAGAGCAGGCACAGCUAAAUCAGUCCGAGUUCCAAGACAUGGAUGACGAGACGCGAACACAGUAUGAGGGAUUCAGACCAGGAAUGUAUGUCAGGGUGGAGCUCAGUGGUAUGCCCUGUGAGUUUGUCACCAACUUUGAUGCCAAAUAUCCCGUGAUUCUUGGCGGCCUUCUGCCGAGUGAGGAUAACAUGGGAUUUCUUCAGGUUCGCUUUAAGAAACAUCGUUGGCACAAGCGCAUCCUCAAGACAAGGGAUCCGCUGAUCUUGUCUAUUGGCUGGCGCAGAUUUCAAACUUUGCCGAUGUACUCAGUCCAGGACCACAACGGCCGCCACAGAUUGCUGAAGUACACCCCUGAACAUCUACACUGCAUGGCUACCUUAUUUGGUCCCAUAGCUCCCCCCGGAACUGGAGUCCUGGCAAUUCAAAGCACAGCAGGCGAUAUGUCUGAUUUCCGCAUCUCAGCCACUGGUACCGUGUUGAACUUGGAUAAAUCUGUAGAACUAGUCAAGAAACUCAAGUUAACAGGAACACCCAUGAAGAUAUUUAAGAACACUGCCUUUAUCAAGGGCAUGUUCAAUUCAGCUUUGGAAGUAGCAAAAUUUGAAGGAGCAACAAUACGAACUGUCAGUGGUAUCAGGGGACAAGUUAAGCGCGCGCUGAAGAAUCCGGAGGGUGCUUUCCGUGCAACAUUUGAGGACAAAAUUUUGAUAAGUGACAUAGUUUUCAUUAGAACCUGGUACCCAGUCACAGUUCCGAACUUCUGCAACCCUGUGACGUCACUACUCUUACCGCCAGAACAGAAGGCAACGUGGCAGGGCAUGCGCACUGUUGGUCAACUUCGAAAAGACCUAGGUUUGAAAGCGCCUGUCAAAAGUGAUUCGUUGUACAAGCCUGUAGAGCGGGUCACUCGUCACUUUAACCCACUGGUGAUUCCAGCCAAACUUCAAAAAGAUUUACCAUUUAAAUCCAAACCCAAGCUGAUGAAGAAAAGGACUAAGCCAACCUUGGAAACGAAACGCGCUGUUGUUAUGGAACCGCACGAAAAGAAGGCUUUCACGCUCAUGAAGCAACUGUACACUGCAAACAAGGAGAAACAACGAAAGCGAAAGGAGAAGCUUCAAGAGAAAAGAAAGGUCUUUCGUGCAGAGCAGGAGAAAAAGGACGCAAAACGACAACAGAAACAGAGAGAAGAAAGGAAAAAGAUUUUCAGAAUGUUGGGAAAAGCAGAACAACGGAAAAAGAAAACAUGAUAGCGAUCAAAUUUAAUAUUCUUUCUGUCAAUCUUUUCACAUUUCUUGUAAAAAGUUGGGUAUAACGAUUCCACAUCAAACAGGUCAAUUGUUCUUCGGUGGUGAUUUUCAUCAAGUUUCUCCGCACCUUUCAGAUGGACAGUAAGGUAGCAUAGUAAGGAGAAGACAUACACUUAACCCUUUAACCCCCUACAGUGACCAAGACAGAAUUUCUCCUUACAAUAUCAAUACAAUAUCAACCAGAGGAGUGAUGAGAAUAAAGAAAAAUAUCAAUUUGGGGACAAUGAGUUGAUCCAAUACUAAAUUCUCUGAACUAACAUAAGAAUUAAUGGUUGACAGUAAGGAGAAUUACAAAUUUGAUCUGGGAGUUAAAGGAUUAAGCCAGGCUUUGAUUGAAAUGGGUCAGUUUGUUUUUCUGUGUGUAGUUUGCACGGUCACGAAUGACGUCUAGGACUUGCUCACGUGUUAGUGUGACGUCAGCUAUUGUCCUCAGUGUAUAAUACAGACUCUUAUUUGAAAUAAAUCCUUUUUUAUGAAUCUUGCAAAAAUUGCUAGAAUAAAAUGAACGGAAUACAAGAAAGCUGACUUAGAAGGAACAGCUGAACUUAAUUUGGUAAUGGCCGGAUGGAAGUCGUAAUAGAAGAAGAAAGUCAAGUUUUUUAUACCAACCCUGUCAUAUCUUAGGACAGAGAACUGGGUAGUGAAACUGCUGCAGGUUGGUCGAAAGCCUCUCCGCAUCUUCGCUUUUUCCUUUUUUCCCCUCUUCUAAAACGAGUGUAUCUGCACAUAAUUUAUAGUCUACGAUAAUAUGUUUGGUCUGUCUGUUUGCAGCUUUGACAAGUACCGGAACGCAAAUGGUUUCCAAUUAGCAAAUAACGAGGUAAACACAGGUUGAGAACCUUGUUGGAUGGAAAAUGGGGUAAACUCUGUUUGAUUCUCGUCAAGCGUUUUUGACAUUUCUCAACCCAACUGCUUUACCAAACUUCCUAAAAUAGCGCUGAUGUGACAAUCCUUGUCGUAGGAUGCUGCGAAAUUUUCCUGCGGAAGCAAUAAUUUGGUGUUCCUAAAUGUAUGACAUUGUGAAUCAAUGGAUCGGUUUACAUUAGCUGACCGGACAAACAGCAACAUGCAAUACUGCAUUUACGUCACUGAAGAAAACUUACGCCAUGAUCCGCUUUGAAAUCUAAUUUUUUAGCAAACUUUUUCUAGUAUAAUUCGAUAUGACUUUCGCAAUAGAUAGAGAAUCGAUCUUGAAGACACAGUUUUUGAGGAUGCGUUGCUAUCUUUCUUUGCCGAUUACUGACAAUUUCGCUCGCGUGUUUAUCUCGCUUACUGUAAUCCACGAGAGCCAAUGUUUUUCCUUGUUUAUCGCAAACAGUCAUCAGCAUGCUGUUUUAAUCGAGAGAAGAAUAUUCACGACAAGGUCUCUGUCCAUGAAUAGUUAACUAGUGUCUGAUGCACCUUUCUUACGAAGCUUUAAGUUUACUCUUAAGUGUCGUCUAUGAAAUAUUGUAAUGUGCACAGGCGUCAAUAAAAUGUCUUACAACCUGCUGUGAA
This is a messenger RNA of Pocillopora damicornis (cauliflower coral), 5528 nucleotides long. RefSeq names its product ribosome biogenesis protein BMS1 homolog. The record is from RefSeq and is a predicted model, not a curated record. Gene Ontology annotation, molecular function: U3 snoRNA binding; GTP binding; GTPase activity. Gene Ontology annotation, biological process: ribosome biogenesis; endonucleolytic cleavage of tricistronic rRNA transcript (SSU-rRNA, 5.8S rRNA, LSU-rRNA); maturation of SSU-rRNA from tricistronic rRNA transcript (SSU-rRNA, 5.8S rRNA, LSU-rRNA). Gene Ontology annotation, cellular component: nucleus; 90S preribosome. NCBI's taxonomy places the organism in Eukaryota, Metazoa, Cnidaria, Anthozoa, Scleractinia, Pocilloporidae.